GACAGAUGUUGACAAGGAAGUCUCUUCUGAAACCACGUUCAGAUAGAUUUCUGCUAACUGCCCAGAUAAAUAGGAGCAGAGGGCUGGUCACCUCUGUAAUAACCACCGGCAGCAGUAGAAGAAACCGCAGCUUCAGACGCAGCCAGAGAGACUUCUGAGCAGCGAAGGCGCUGCCUGCCUAAGCUGCCUGGCCGGGCGGCUGCCCCAUAGCCGGCUUCGCCGAGGCCCUCUCUCUUUCCUUCUUUCCUUAUCACUUCUUUCUUCUCGGUGGACUUCAGGCCACUUUUGUCUCCCACCCCCACUCAGCUCCUCGCCUCCUCCCUCUUCCUUCUCCAUCUCUCCCCUCGCCCCCCUUCUCUCGGUGUUACGCUCCGUCCUAGUUCCGAGCGUCGGCAAACUUUUGAACAGAAUAACAGGACUCCGAAAACAAGUCCUCCAGCUCCUCCCGCGGCUCCGGCUCGUUCCUGCGGCUUCUGCUCAGACGCUAACGCCAGACGGCGAUGCCUCUUGGGUUGUGACUGCAGCGCAAACUUGGAGAAGCCCUUUGCCCGCCGUCCUACUUGGCAGCAAACCCUCUCCUGGCAGCGAAUGGCCAUGUGUAGCGGAGCGAGGCUGGCCCUGCUCGUUUACGGGAUCCUGAUGCACAGCAGCGUCUACGGCUCACCUGCCGCCGCCGGACUCCGGUUCCCGGGGAUCAGGCCGGAGGACGAGGUGUACGACGAGGACGGAAACCCGCAGCAGCAGGACGUCUACGACUCAGAGCCGCCGGGCGUGGGAAGCCCUGCCUCCGCGCUGCGCGAUGCCUACGCGCUCUACUACCCCGCGGAGGAAAGAGAUGUCGCCCACGGGAUCCUUAAUAAGGCCUACCGCAAAGUGCUGGACCAGCUGUCCGCCAGGAGAUACCUGCAGACGCUCAUGGCCAAGGGCUUGGGUGGGACCCCGGGCGGCGGCGCGGACGACGACUCGGAGCCGCUCUCCAAGCGCCACUCGGACGGCAUCUUCACUGACAGCUACAGCCGCUACCGGAAACAAAUGGCUGUUAAGAAAUACUUGGCGGCUGUUCUAGGGAAAAGGUAUAAACAAAGGGUUAAAAGCAAAGGACGGCGAAUAGCGUACUUGUAGCGGCGAGUUACCAGCUAUCCUGUGUAUACAGUCCUGACCCAAUGAGAAGUCGUUUUUCCCAACUGACCGAACUGUCAUCGCCCCUGUGUUCUGUCCCACAUGUAUUUAUGUAUGAAGUCAAGCCAUUAAAUGAAUAUUUUGAUAAUAAUAUUGUUUUUCUUUUUACGAAGCACUAGAGAAUGCACAGAUAUACUU
Messenger RNA from Dama dama (fallow deer), 1317 nucleotides. It is a transcript of the gene ADCYAP1, whose product is annotated as adenylate cyclase activating polypeptide 1. Gene Ontology annotation, biological process: neuropeptide signaling pathway; adenylate cyclase-activating G protein-coupled receptor signaling pathway; positive regulation of ERK1 and ERK2 cascade. The transcript has 5 exons. The record is from RefSeq and is a predicted model, not a curated record. The coding region runs from base 589 to 1122 and encodes 177 amino acids. Gene Ontology annotation, molecular function: peptide hormone receptor binding; neuropeptide hormone activity; pituitary adenylate cyclase activating polypeptide activity. NCBI's taxonomy places the organism in Eukaryota, Metazoa, Chordata, Mammalia, Artiodactyla, Cervidae. Gene Ontology annotation, cellular component: extracellular region; perikaryon; neuron projection.